Molecule: messenger RNA, 1082 nt
Organism: Zophobas morio
Lineage: Eukaryota; Metazoa; Arthropoda; Insecta; Coleoptera; Tenebrionidae
Product: farnesol dehydrogenase-like
Exons: 3
Coding region: 305-1075 (256 amino acids)
Molecular function (GO): oxidoreductase activity
Source: RefSeq, a predicted model, not a curated record
UGCAAUUUCCCUUUAACAUCUUCGAACUGGAUGACUCGGCGCAACUGUUAUCAGAUGGCGUAGAUAAGGCGCUAUCGGACACAAUGACGUCUCAGAUAAGAGUGCAAGGUGACGAAACACACAACAAAUUCGGUUCGAUCGAUUUAAGGUCACAACAUUUUGUGAAAGUCAUCGCGUUAAGUAAAAAAACGCAUUAAUCUGGAAAAGCACUCAACACACGCUAUAAAAGUGUGCCGUUCCUCAUGUUAUUGUCAAAACACACACACUAAUUGCCAAGAGAAGCCUAAACUAUCUGAACGAAAAAAUGCCGCUUUCUAUGGACCGCUGGAGAGGCAAGGUGGCAAUAGUCACAGGCGCCAGCGCGGGAAUCGGUGUAGAAAUAGUGAAGCAACUAGUCGACGAAGGGGUCCUGGUCGUUGGUUUAGCCCGGAGGGUCGAACGCAUCGAGAAGCUAGUCAAGGAACUGGAAGGCAAGAAAGGUAAGCUUUACGCUUUGAAAGCCGACGUUGGUGUGGAAGAAGACAUUCUGAAUGCCUUCAAAUGGACUGAGAAGAACUUGGGCCCUGUCCAUAUUUUGAUUAACAACGCCGGGGUGCUUCAAGACACGAACCUCAUCGACGGGGAGACCCAGAAAUGGAAAACUAUCCUCGACAUUAAUGUCUUGGGCUUGUGCAUCGCCACCCGAGAAGCCGUGCGCACCAUGCGGGCUAACAAUGUUGACGGUCAUAUUAUCCAUAUCAACAGCGUGUCCGGCCACAUCGUCAACUACUUCCUCUACAUGAACGUGUACGCCGCCUCCAAGUUCGCCGUGACCGCCCUCACGGAGACCCUCCGCACCGAGCUCAACACCAUCAGCUCGAAAAUCAAAGUGACGAGCGUCAGCCCCGGAGUCGUAGCUACCGAAAUCGAUGAGACCAGUAAUAUUUAUUUGGACGCGAAGACGCUGGAGGAGCGCAAAUCCAGGGCCGCGCUCGCCUCGUCCGACUGCGCUGAUGCUGUCAUUUACGCCCUGUCGACGUCACCCAAUUGCCAAGUGCACGACCUCAUCAUCAAGCCCAUCGGGGAGAAGUUCUGAACAAUAA